AUGGAUACAAACAAACCAGGAUUACGACACAGCCAAAUUAGUGAAGAAAUUAUAGAACAGGUUGAACGCCAAUUAGCAGAACCUCCAUCGUUAUGGUUAAACCUGACAGGAGCUCAAAUCCUUGAGGAGGAAGGUCAGGAUAGCAAAGACAUAGUUCUACCAAAUAAUCGCUCUCAAGUCACGCAUAUUGCGAUUGAUAUUGGUGGUUCACUGGCAAAGAUCCUUUACUAUGUUCGAGACACAACAUCCCCGAGUUCGUCAAGUUCAGAGGUUCAUGAAAAUGUAUCUGAUCGUGGAGGAAGAUUAUCGUUUGUUAAGUUUGAGACUUCUAAAAUUGAUGACUGCAUACAACUUAUGAAGCAAUUAAUACAGGACCACGCACGAGAAUCGAGACGAAAGCCCGUUACGGUGAUGGCUACGGGAGGAGGAGCGUACAAGUUUUAUGAUAGAAUGUCAGAAGAAUUGAAUGUAGAGGUGAUUCGUGAAGAUGAGAUGGAAUGCUUAAUUAAAGGAUUAAACUACUUGGUGUCAUGCAUUCCAGGCGAGGUAUUCAUGUUAAACCCAGAGACGUGUGAGAUGGCAUUCGAAGAGCAAUUUCAUGACGAAAAGUAUCCACACAUGCUUGUGAAUAUUGGAUCUGGUGUGAGUAUUUUGAAAGUGACGGGACCUUCCAAGUUUGAGCGUAUUGGAGGAUCAUCGCUGGGAGGGGGAACGCUUUGGGGGCUGCUAUCCUUGCUGACGCAUGCGUCGUCGUAUGAUGAAAUGUUGGAACUCUCGAAAAAAGGAGACAACGCGGCGGUAGAUAUGUUGGUGGGCGACAUUUAUGGAGAAAAUGUUGGUUAUGAGCGGUUUGGACUGAAAGACAGCACGAUCGCGAGUUCGUUUGGAAAAGUGUUCCGGGAAAACAAAAGACUGGACGAAUUUUUACCGGAAGACAUUGCUAGGUCAUUGUUAUUAGCGAUUAGUAACAACAUUGGCCAGAUUGCAUAUUUGCAUGCGCAAAAGCAUAACGUCAAAAACAUCUACUUUGGAGGCAGCUUUAUUCGCAACCAUGUACAAACGAUGCAUACGCUUACCUAUGCCAUUAAAUUUUGGAGCAAUCAGACGAUGAACGCAUAUUUUUUGAGACAUGAGGGUUAUUUAGGGGUGUUUGGAGCUUUUUUAAAGUAUGCAAGAGCUGAAAGUAAUGUUCCUGUCCCCCCCAUCUCGUAA
Schizosaccharomyces osmophilus is the source of this 1212-nucleotide messenger RNA. It is a transcript of the gene ptk1, whose product is annotated as fumble family pantothenate kinase. Gene Ontology annotation, cellular component: nucleus; cytosol. Gene Ontology annotation, biological process: coenzyme A biosynthetic process. The transcript is spliced from 3 exons. Gene Ontology annotation, molecular function: ATP binding; pantothenate kinase activity. The coding region runs from base 1 to 1212 and encodes 403 amino acids. The record is from RefSeq and is a predicted model, not a curated record. Lineage: Eukaryota; Fungi; Ascomycota; Schizosaccharomycetes; Schizosaccharomycetales; Schizosaccharomycetaceae.